UGUCUUUCACAAUUUCACCCACUCUUUAUUCUCCCAAUUCAAAACUCUCACUCCGUUAGAAGCACCAAAUCCUGAUGGCACCAAAGGCAGAGAAGAAGCCAGCGGAGAAGAAGCCCGCAGAGGAGAAGAAGUCCACGGUGGGAGACAAGGCUCCGGCGGAGAAGAAGCCAAAGGCCGGAAAGAAGCUUCCGAAGGAGGGAGGCGCCGGCGGCGAAGGGAAGAAGAAGAAGAGAAACAAGAAGAGCGUGGAGACAUACAAGAUCUACAUCUUCAAGGUUCUGAAGCAGGUUCACCCUGACAUUGGUAUCUCAAGCAAGGCCAUGGGAAUCAUGAACAGCUUCAUCAACGACAUCUUCGAGAAGCUUGCCCAGGAAUCUUCUAGACUUGCCCGCUACAACAAGAAGCCCACCAUCACUUCAAGGGAAAUUCAGACCGCGGUCAGGCUUGUGCUGCCCGGUGAAUUGGCCAAGCACGCCGUUUCUGAGGGUACCAAGGCCGUCACCAAGUUCACUAGAGAGAAGAAGCCAGCGGAGAAGAAGCCCGCGGAGGAGAAGAAGUCGACGGUGGGAGACAAGGCUCCGGCGGAGAAGAAGCCAAAGGCCGGAAAGAAGCUUCCGAAGGAGGGAGGCGCCGGCGGAGAAGGGAAGAAGAAGAAGAGAAACAAGAAGAGCGUGGAGACAUACAAGAUCUACAUCUUCAAGGUUCUGAAGCAGGUCCACCCUGACAUUGGUAUCUCAAGCAAGGCCAUGGGAAUCAUGAACAGCUUCAUCAACGACAUCUUCGAGAAGCUUGCCCAGGAAUCUUCUAGACUUGCCCGUUACAACAAGAAGCCCACCAUCACUUCAAGGGAAAUUCAGACCGCGGUCAGGCUUGUGCUGCCCGGUGAAUUGGCCAAGCACGCCGUCUCUGAGGGUACCAAGGCUGUCACCAAGUUCACUAGCUCUUGAACUGACUAUUAUGCCCCUUCGCUUCGAUCUAGGUGUCUCUGUUAGGAAUAUGUUUUAUGUUGAAGUGUUGGUUUAUUUUUUCUUUUUGGUGAAAGCAAUUUGUAAGUGAAGAAUAUGGGAUUUGUUGAUCCUUCUUUGUAUGGAAUUAGUUGCUAAUACAGAGACGUAUAUUAUCCCUAUCAUA
This is a messenger RNA of Glycine soja, 1131 nucleotides long. Its product is annotated as probable histone H2B.1. NCBI's taxonomy places the organism in Eukaryota, Viridiplantae, Streptophyta, Magnoliopsida, Fabales, Fabaceae. The coding region runs from base 75 to 947 and encodes 290 amino acids. Gene Ontology annotation, biological process: nucleosome assembly. The record is from RefSeq and is a predicted model, not a curated record. Gene Ontology annotation, molecular function: structural constituent of chromatin; DNA binding; protein heterodimerization activity. Gene Ontology annotation, cellular component: nucleosome. The transcript has 2 exons.